GCCGGCUGUAAUGCCCACGCGGGCUACCACGGGGCCGACUGGCAGAACAUGAACCUGGCCGAGGGGUGCUGGCACGUCGGCACGGCGCUGCACGAGCUGGGGCACGUGCUCGGCCUGCACCACGAGCACGAGCGCUUCGACCGGGACGAGUACGUGGAGGCGCACCUCGAGAACGUCCCGGCCAAUCCGGCCGCGCUGUCGCGCGCAUCCGCCAGCGCGCCGUGCCGAGGCCGGGUCGAGGGGAAGCGGGCCCGGGCUCGGGACAAGUCGCUGGAGAGCGUCUCGGAACGAUCUCUCGGAGCGCUCCUGGAGCGGCCGCGGCGCCCGCUGCGUCCCGGAGCAGCCGCCAGACGUGCCCGGUGCUGCUUCCGCUUCAGGGGGGGCGGGCCGCGGUGGGCUCGCGUCGUGUCGGCGCGGCGGCCUGCCGCGGCGCGGGCGCGCGGG
Messenger RNA from Prorocentrum cordatum, 444 nucleotides. Lineage: Eukaryota; Dinophyceae; Prorocentrales; Prorocentraceae. The record is from the annotation of a GenBank genome assembly.